Molecule: messenger RNA, 636 nt
Organism: Hevea brasiliensis (rubber tree)
Lineage: Eukaryota; Viridiplantae; Streptophyta; Magnoliopsida; Malpighiales; Euphorbiaceae
Product: 3'-5' exonuclease-like
Exons: 1
Coding region: 1-636 (211 amino acids)
Biological process (GO): nucleobase-containing compound metabolic process
Cellular component (GO): cytoplasm; nucleus
Molecular function (GO): 3'-5' exonuclease activity; nucleic acid binding
Source: RefSeq, a predicted model, not a curated record
AUGGGGGUCACCAUUGAAGAACUUUGCUGUAGCAGUAAAACCCAGAAAUACCUAGUCACCAUCCACCACCGCCUUGUCCAGGCCACGGUUACCUCCUCACGGACUGUGGUAGACAGGUGGAUCAAAGACCACCUUCAAGCUCCAUGCCACCAUCACCAGAAAAUUGUUGGCCUUGACAUAGAAUGGCGUCCAACUUUCAUACGCGGCAGCAGCCAGAAUCCGGUGGGAAUACUCCAACUCUGCAUCAGCAAAAGCUGCCUCAUCUUCCAAAUUUACCAAGCUACCUGCAUUCCUCGGUCCCUCCGGAACGCCCUCAGUAAUCCUAACAUCAUCUACACUGGAGUUCGUAUAUCCGGUGACACAAAGAAGCUUUACAAGGACUAUGACUUGGAGACAUCUUGUGAAGCAGAUAUUGCAAGUCUAGCUGCACAAGCAUUUGAUCACAAUGAAUUUAAGAGAUCCGGAUUGAAGACUCUAGUGGAGACUAUUAUUGGGGAAGAAUUGGAAAAGCCAAAGUGUGUGACUAUGAGUAACUGGGAUGCUAAGUACCUUACUCCUGCUCAAGUGAAGUAUGCUUGUGUUGAUGCUUAUUAUUCAUAUAAACUUGGAAAGCUACUUAGAAUUAAUGUGAACUAG